Lutzomyia longipalpis is the source of this 1515-nucleotide messenger RNA. Its product is annotated as serine protease gd-like. The transcript is spliced from 3 exons. Gene Ontology annotation, biological process: proteolysis. Gene Ontology annotation, molecular function: serine-type endopeptidase activity. Bases 157 to 1494 code for a protein of 445 amino acids. The record is from RefSeq and is a predicted model, not a curated record. Lineage: Eukaryota; Metazoa; Arthropoda; Insecta; Diptera; Psychodidae.
UUGGGGAACUUUAUUACUUCUUUUUCACCUGUUUUUCACUGUAAAACCCAUUGCAGAUUAUACACAAACGAAAAUUCAACUCAUCAGUUGUAUUUAUGUUUCAGAGUUCUUUAGUCAAAUUUCACACGUUGUCUGUGGAAGAUUUUUAAGUGAAAAAUGUUUGUGAUUAAAGUUUUAGUAAUUUUCGGGGCUUUUCAAUUUGCAUUUGCACAGAGAUAUGAUGUUUGUGGUGAUGAAUCUGGAUUGAGAUAUGUGUAUAUACCGAAAAUGGGAUGGGUCGGUCUAGGUUGGGCAAAUACUCAAGAUGAAGGACAAUUUCGUAAUAUAGAAUUAAUUCUGGAAUAUGAAACAUCUGUGAGACCUGAUCCAAACAAUUUGGGUUCACUUAAAAUUCUAACAAUGAUUCCAUUGACUGAUCCUGAAAAUUCGUAUUAUUUUAAUAUACCCUAUGAAUUUACAUUACCCACGCAAUAUCCUUUACCGGAAGUUACAAAAGUUACAUUAGAAGAGACUGUGCUGUGCAAUAUUACUGUUUCAAUGCCGUAUGUAGUUCAGUUGCGGUUGUCGUACAAUCACUACACACAAACUAAUACGUUAAAAGCAGAAAUCAUAAAAACACCUGAAAGUACUACCACACUAGCACCCAGAGAUGAUCGAUAUGAGGAUGAUAGUGAAACUGUUGGAUGUGGUAAAGUUGAUACGGCCAAUAUCUACGUGCCACUAAUUUUGGAAGGAAAGACAAUAGAAAGAGGGCAAUGGCCAUGGUUGGUCUCAGUUUAUUCCUAUUCAAAUCUGAGACUUGGAUUCCGAUGUGGAGCCACACUUAUCUCCAAUAAGCUAGUUGUAACGGCUGCUCAUUGCUUCUUCGAUGUCUACAAUCGAAGAGUCAAAUCAGAUGAUGUCCUCAUCAUACUAGGACAGUACAACCUGAAAAGACCCCAAGAUCAAGGAACAAAGAUCGUGUAUCCACAGAGUGUAAAUAUUCAUCCUGACUAUCAAAAACUGACAAAAAUCGACUCAGAUAUAGCAGUUGUAGUUAUACCAGAUCGUGUUCAAUUUACUCACUAUAUACGGCCAGCAUGUCUUUGGAAAGGACCAGAUAGUAAAGAGAAUAUUGUAGGACGAAGAGGACUAACAGCAGGAUGGGGUCGUGACGAAAAUGGGUUUUACUUCACGGAAUUACCGAAACAAACGGAGAUUCCCGUAGUUUCAGACGAAGAAUGUUUACGGUCUAAUGACGUAUUUACAAGGAUCACAUCUGACGUGACUUUCUGCGCAGGAUGGCGAAAUGGGACGGAGGGUCCUUGCAAUGGUGACUCAGGAGGACCUCUUGUAUUUGACAAAGAUGGUCGAUGGACUCUCAGAGGAGUUGUUUCAACAUCCCUGCUCACUGAUGGCAGCAAUACCUGUAAUCUCAAUGAAUACGUCGUCUUUACGGAUGUGGUACCAUUUACGGAUUGGAUUACUUCUUUUGAUACUGAUUAUACAUAUUAAAUGAUAUAAAAUAGCUAUCUG